This is a messenger RNA of Neomonachus schauinslandi (Hawaiian monk seal), 3369 nucleotides long. RefSeq names its product serine/threonine/tyrosine interacting like 2 (gene STYXL2). Gene Ontology annotation, molecular function: MAP kinase phosphatase activity; protein tyrosine/serine/threonine phosphatase activity. The record is from RefSeq and is a predicted model, not a curated record. The coding region runs from base 1 to 3369 and encodes 1122 amino acids. Gene Ontology annotation, biological process: protein dephosphorylation; negative regulation of MAPK cascade. Lineage: Eukaryota; Metazoa; Chordata; Mammalia; Carnivora; Phocidae. The transcript has 5 exons. Gene Ontology annotation, cellular component: cytoplasm.
AUGGCGACCAGUGGGGACCCAGAGGAGGAGCAGGUAGUCCCAAGUGAAGAGGAUGAAGCCGACGUGAGGGCCGUGCAGGCCCAGUACCUCCGGAGCCCCUCCCCCAGCCAGUACUCGGUGGUAUCAGAUGCAGAAACAGAAAGCAUUUUCAUGGAGCCCAUACACCUCUCUUCAGCUGUUGCAGCUAAACAGAUCAUCAAUGAAGAAUUCAAGCCACGGGGAAUCAGAGCGGAGGCAGAAUGUCCAGGCAUGCUGGAGUCAGCCAAGCAGCUGCUGGUGGAGGACCUGUACAACCGUGUUAGGGAGAAGAUGGAUGACACCAGCCUAUACAAUACCCCCUGCGUCCUGGAUUUACAGCGGGCCUUGGUCCAAGACCACCAGGAGACCCCCUGGAAUGAGGUGGAUGAGGUCUGGCCCAAUGUCUUCAUAGCAGAGAAGAGUGUAGCUGUGAACAAGGGGAGGCUGAAGAGGCUGGGAAUUACUCACAUCCUGAAUGCUGCUCAUGGCACCGGUGUCUACACUGGGCCCGAAUUCUACACUGGCCUGGAGAUUCAGUACCUGGGUAUGGAGGUGGAUGACUUUCCCGAGGUGGACAUCUCCCAGCAUUUCCGGAAGGCUGCUGAGUUCCUUGAUGAAGCCCUGCUGACCUAUAGAGGGAAGGUCCUGGUCAGCAGUGAAAUGGGCCUCAGCCGGUCGGCCGUGCUGGUGGUGGCCUACCUGAUGAUCUUCCACGACAUGGCCGUGCUGGAGGCCUUGAUGACUGUGCGCAGGAAGCGGGCCAUCUAUCCCAACGACGGCUUCCUGAAGCAGCUCCGGGAGCUCAACGAGAAGCUGAUGGAGGAGAGAGAGGAAGACUACAGCCAGGAAGGGGGGACAGAUGAGGCUGAGGAGGGCGAGGACAUGGAGAGCAACGACGGGGCCAGAGUGCACGGCCUCACGGUGCAGGAGGAGAGCGACACCGCCAGCCUCCUGAGCUGCUCCUCCUGGGGGAAGGCCAGCCGGGCGUCCAAGCCCUUCACCCUCAUCGACGAAGAUGAGGAGGAGAAGCUGUAUGAGGAGUGGAGGAGGGGGCAGGGCCUCCCCCCAAGCAAGGGCCCCCGGGGGGGAAAUGGCGAGCGGCCCGCCUCUGGCCAGGGUAGGGAGGAGCCCGAGGACCGGGCCGUGGACCGGAGGAUCCAGGAGUGGCAGAGCCGGAAUGAGAGGCUGCAGGCGGGAGGGCUUCGGAGGUGGGAGGGGGCGGAGGCCGAGGGGGAGGCCGGCCAGGCCGGCUGGUUCGGGAGGAGAAGGCGGCGGCACACGCUGAGUGAGAGCCGCCCCUCGGAGAGCGUCAGCAGCCGCGACCCCCGGGGCCCGCAGCCGCCGCUGGAGACGAGCGGCCAGGGCGGCAGGCCGACGGGCCGCUCCGACUCAGUGUCCACGGACGGCACGUGGGACAUGUGGACCCAGAGGCUGCUGGAGAUUGAGGAGGAAGCCUCCCGUCGCUACCGCUCUCGGAGCACGACGGAGGGGGCGGCCACGAGCCCGGAGGUGGGGAGCAGCGUGCGAGCGGAGGACCAGGAGAGCGUGUCUUCGGAGGCCUGCUCUUCCUGUAACUUCUGCAGCAGGACCCAGGACAAGCUCACUGCCCUGGAGAGGUGGAAGAUCAAGCGAGUCCAGUUUGGGUUUCACAAGAAAGACUUGGGGACAGAGGACGGCAGCAGUGAGCGAGCCGCCGAGGAGGCGGAGAGGGAGCCGAAGGGCUCCGACGUGGACCUGACGGCCUACCGGGCCUGGAAGCUGGGGCACCAGAAGAAGGUGGGCGGCGACAGCAAGCAGGAGGUGGCGGCGCUCAGCAAGGGGGAGGACUCGGCCUCGGCCACGGCCAAGAAGAGGCAGCGGAGGCUGGAGCUGCUGGAGAGGAGCCGGCAGACGCUGGAGGAGAGCCAGUCCGUGGGCACCUGGGAGGCAGACGGCUCGGCCGCCAGCCCGAGCAUCCCCCGGUCCGCCGUCUGGGCGGCAGCUCCCUCGGUCAGCGCCGAGGACGCGGCCUCAGUCCUCAGCGCCCAGAGCCACGGCUCCCGCCCGUCUCAGGCUGGAAGCCACGCAGGGGGGUGCUGGGCCCCGACCGCCGGCGCGGCGCCGCCUGACCUGCCCGUGGGGCCUGGGGACACCGUCUCCGUCGCCAGCAUUCAGAACUGGAUCGCCAACGUGGUCAGCGAAACCCUCGCUCAGAAGCGAAACGAAAUGCUCCUGCUGUCCCGCUCGCCGACCGCUGCGAGCACCGAGGCGGCGCCGACGGUCCGCGGCCUGGGGGGGGCCCGGGCCCCCUUGCUCAGUGGACGCAGCAGCCCCGCGCCGGGCGGGGGGCCAAGCAAGCCGCUCUACAGCCUCUUCGCUGACAGCGUAGACCUGAAGGAGCUCGGCCGGAAGGAGAUGGCGAUGCAGAUGGACCUGAGGGAGAAGAUGUCCGAGUACAAGAUGGAGAAGCUGGCCUCCGACAACAAGCGAAGCUCCCUUUUCAAGAAGAAGAAGGUCAAGGAAGAGGAAGGUGAUGGCGUGGGUGACAGGGAUGAGGACACCGACAGUGCCAUAGGGAGCUUCCGGUAUUCCUCCCGCGGUAAUUCCCAGAAGCCCGAAACGGACACGUGCUCCUCCCCGGCUGCGUCCUAUCGCUGCGCCAGCUCCGGGAGGGCCGGCAGAGAGAGGCAGGGCAGCAUUACCAAGUGGCUCAGCGGCCUCGGGACAGAGGACAGACCUCCUCCCCCGAGUGACUGGUCUGCAAGCGCCAGGGGCAAGUACACCAGAUCUUCCCUGCUCCGGGAGACCGAGUCCAAGUCCUCGAGCUACAGCUUCUCCAAAUCGCAGUCGGAGGAACAGGACACGUCCUCCUACCAGGAGGCCAAUGGCAACUCUGUAAGGAGCACUUCGCGGGUCUCUUCUUCCUCUACCAGGGAGGGCAGAGCGGUGCACAGAUUCUCCAGGUCAACGUUCAGUGAGACCUCAAGCUCCCGGGAGGAGAGCCCAGAGCCCUACUUCUUCCGCCGGACCCCCGAGCCCUCGGACGGGGAAGAGUCUCCGGAAGCGCAGCGGCCGGACUGGGCCAGGCCCAGGGACUGGGAAGAUGUGGAAGAGUCCUCCAACUCGGACUUUUCUGAAUUUGGAGCCAAGAGGAAAUUCACUCAGAGCUUCAUGAGGUCCGAGGAGGAGGGAGAAAGAGAGAGGAUGGAAAACCGGGAAGAAGGGAGGUUUGCUUCAGGGCGGCGGUCCCAGUAUCGGAGAAGCACUGACAGGGAGGAGGAGGAAGAGAUGGACGAUGAAGCCAUCAUUUCGGCCUGGAGACGCCGGCAGGAAGAGACCAGGACGAAGCUGCAGAGAAGGAGGGAGGAUUGA